Messenger RNA from Chara braunii, 2574 nucleotides. Lineage: Eukaryota; Viridiplantae; Streptophyta; Charophyceae; Charales; Characeae. The record is from the annotation of a GenBank genome assembly.
GUUAUAUAGAUGACACUGAGCAACGAAAGGAACUGGCCACAAAAAUACUGACACUUGAAACCCGGAUCCUUGACCACAUGGAACAUAGAUGGCAAGGCAUUCGGAUCCGUGGCAAGCUACACAAACAUAAGGUGGAAGGAUCAAUGGAUGUAAGGUUUUUCGCAAUGGCCAAGACAAAAGUGGGCAGAACAACUAUUGAAGCACUGGAGGACCCCAAUCUUCAUCGGGGACCGCUGUUCACCUCAACAGCUGAGUGCACCAAAAUAGCUAGGGACUUCUAUCAGAACCUCUUUAAGUCGGAAUGCGGGGACAGACCCCUCGCACAGCGCCUGGGGGAGAUAGAGGAGUUCUUGAGUCCCCUCUCUCGAACUCUUACAGAGCAUCAGAGAGAGCAGCUGGAGAUGCCACUAACAAAGGAGGAGGUGUGGACAACCCUGAUGCUCAUGGACGAGGAGAAGACCCCGGGUAUCGACGGUCUGCCAAAAGAGUUAUGGGAGUCGAUGUGGGGAACUAUCUCCCAAGACUUGAUGGACUACUAUCACACACUGUGGGAGACAGGCCAAAUGGGGGAAUUUGUGGGCCAAGGGGUGCUGACGCUCCUCUACAAGAAAGGUGCCAUGGAGCUCAAGGAGCAACUGUUCAGUCCAGUGGAGAUUGUGAAACACAUAAUGCAGAUGGCGAUUGCAGCUACUCGAGAGAAGGGAAUCAGCGUGGAGAGUUCCGUCGAGGAGGGAGUUCCCACGCAGGUACUUGGGGACGCUCUCCGAAUCCGGCAGGUGAUGAAGUACUUGGUGCUGAAUGCCAUCAAGUUUACUGAAGCCGGUCGCGUGAGCAUUCACCUCGGCGUGGCUGACAAGGAACCGGAACGCGUCCGGCGGCAAGGGGUAUCAACACCUCAUGCGAAUACCAGAAAGCGGGAGGACGUCCGCGAUCCGUCCCAUUGCGUUUCGUCAGCCUUGGAUCUUCGGGGCGAUGGGAUUGAAAACAGUGGCGAGCCGGGCGACCACCCUCCUGCCACUAUGAAACCCAGCCAGGCGGCCUGCACAAGCUCGGGGGAAAGCUCGGGCCGGCUACGCGCUAGCGGCAAUGGAGCUGAUGAUAGUGAAGGAGCGGUCAGCAGCAGUGCGAUCUCCGCUUCGGAGCCUGACGUCUGCAGGAGGACUGCGAGGGGGGGCGAUGGGAUCGACAGUGAUGAAUCUGGCGACUGCUCUCCUGGAACCUCUACGAAACCAAGCCAGGGCGGGUGCACAAGCUGGAGGGGAAGCUCAGGGAGGCUACGGGCUGGUGAGAAUGGAACAAGUGAAGGAGCGGUGAGCAGCAGUGCGAUCUUCGCUUCCGAGGCGGACCUCUGGAGGAGGACCGCGAGGGGGAACGCGGAUACGGCGAAGGGUAGUAGCAAGUGGGGAAGUACAAGCUUGUUGCGAAUGGGAAUGGAUAGCAGCAAGGGUAAGGGUAGUAGCAGCGAAGAAGGGCGAGGAGGAGGAGGAGGAGGAGGAGGAGGAAGUGGGGAGGUGGGAUGGUUUACGCAGCGCGGUUUGCCUAAGAACUUCGUGACUGUCGACAAUGCUGUCAAGAAGCAGUGGUUUCUUGUCGCCGGCGAUAAGCGGAGAGAGCAGAGCAGUAGUUUUGGUUCCCAGGCCACCUGCGGCGAAGGAGGAGGUCUCUGCGCAAAUCGCGCUCCCGAGGGCGCGGAGACGUUCCCCCCCGCCCCGAGAAGAAUCGCACGGACUCUCUCCGCCGCCGCAAGCCCCCGGACUUGCUUUCUUGAGGGUUAUGGCGUAGGGUAUUAUGCAGGAUCUUCUCCGAAAGCACUCCGCCCAUCGAGCAAUGUCUCAGACAUUCUCAAGGCUUCUCUGUCUCAUUCGAUGCCCGCCCGUGCAUCCUCGCCGUGUGCAGGUUCUGUAACGGGGGACCCGGGAUCGAAUACUACUGCCGACGGUUUUGGCCCGCAUUCUGGCAAGGGCGAAGGGCCUCCGGGAGGAAAGAGUGGGUGGACGGCAGAGAGAGGCUGUGUACAGCUGGAACUAGGUGAGGGUUUGAAGAAGUUGGAGCGGCGGAGAUCGUGGGCGGGGUUCCACUGCGGUGCGGAGCUGGACGCUUGGGUGAAGCGAGGAGGGGAGCGAAAAAGGGCUGUGCGGAAAUGCAAUGCUAGUGCUCAGCAAGUAGAUAGGUCGGGAGAUGGGUCGACGGAGGAGGGGAGGGCGGCGUCGACGAUAGCCAAGCUCAGAGGCGACAACGACGCGUCGCCUGCGAGCGAGCCUGGCGUGUGCUCGUCAACCGAUGCAAACAUUGCGACAGGGGAAGUGAAAUCGACAGAUAAGCGUAUGGAGUGUCAUCAUUGGGGCCGCAGCGGCAGCAGCAGCAGCAGCGGCAGCGCUGGCGCCACAAAGGGCGGCGACCUCUGGCUAUGGUGCGAUAUUGUGGACACUGGAGUUGGCAUCCCUGAAGAGGUAGUUUUUGUGCAGCCGGGGUCGUCCGUUGUGGUGUUGGGAUCUUGGUUCACUUUUUGACCCCUUGUUGAUUACUUGCUGUGUAGGGGAGCAGGGGUAGUUGGAAUGAACGCCACAUUGAGAA